UCCUCCAAACCCCUCCUGGAUCCUCCAAACCCCUCCUGGAUCCUUCAGAGUCUUCCUGGACCCUCCAGAUCCCACACAGAUACUCCAGACUCCACCAGGAUCCUCCAGACCCUGCUUGGAUCCACCAGACCCCUCCUGGAUCCACCAGAUCCUUUCUGGAUCCUGUCUGGAUCCUCCAGACUUCACCAGGAUCCUCCAGAUGCCACCUGGAUCCACGAGAUCCUUUCUGAAUCUUCCUGGACCUCUCCUGGACCCUCCAGUUCUCACACAGAUCUUUCAGACACCACCAGGAUCCUCCAGAUCCCUUCUGGAUCCACCAGACCCCUCCUGGACCCUCCAGAUCCCAUCUGGACCCUCCAGAUCCCUCCUGGAUGCUCCAGAUCUCACACAGAUCCUUCAGACUUCACCAGGAUCCUCCAGAUGCCACCAGGAUCCUCCAGAUCCUUUCUGGACCCUCCAGAUUCCUCCUGGAUCCCCCAGACUUCACCAGGAUCUUCCGGAUCCCACCUGGAUCCUCCAGAUGCCACCAGGAUCCUCCAGAUCCUUUCUGGAUCCUCCAGAUUCCUCUUGGACCUUCCAGAUCUCACACAGAUCCUCCAGACCCCGCCUGGAUCCACCAGACCCUGCUUGGAUCCUCCUGAUCCUGUCUGGAUCCUCCAGAUCCUGUCUGGAUCCUCCAGAUCUCACACAGAUCCUCCAGACCCCACCUGGAUCCUCCAGACUCCGCCAGGAUCCGCCAGACCUUGCCUGGAUCCACCAGAUCUUUUCUGGAUCUUUCCAAUUCCUCCUGGACCCUCCAGAUCUCACACAGAUCCUCCAGACACCACCUGGAUCCACCAGAUCCUCUCUGGAUCCUCCAGAUACUGCCUGGAUCCACCAGACUUCACCAGGAUCCUCCAGAUCCCUUCUGGAUCCUCCAGGCUUCACCAGGAUCCUCCAGACCCCUCCUGGAUCCACCAGAUCUCACACAGAUCCCUCAGACCCCGCCUGGAUCCCACCAGAUCCCUUCUGGAUUCUCCAGACUUCACCAGGAUCCCACCAGAUCCCUUCCCCAGAUCCCAACCCCCGUCCCCAGGCAGCGGGGCCGGCUCGGCCGGGACUGAACUCCCGAGGAUCCCCGGAGUGUCCGUCCGUCCCCGCGGGGUCCCCGGGCUUUGGGAUCCCCCCAGGAUCCCCCCAGAUCCCCCCAGAUCCCCCAGGAUCCCCCCUGGGAUCCCAGAGCCCCCCCAGGGUGGAUUUCUGCCGGGUUCCCCUCGGGGACAGGAGCUGCAGCGUCCCCAGGGCGUCCCAAAGUGCCUGGGGACGUUUGGGGACACUGAGGGGACCCUGCCCUGGCACCUGGGGUGGCCUCUGUGGGUGGUGGCACCUGGGUGACCUCGGCUCUGGGGGUGUCCCCAGCGAUCCUGGCUGUGGUCACUCCUCAGGUGACAUCUCCUGGUGGCCACAGGGGUGGCCUCGAUGUCCCCCAGGUGAUCCUGGCCACCAGUGAUGUCCCCUGGUGGCCACAGGGGUGCCCACGAUGUCCCCAAGCUGGUCCCAGGGGUGGCCACAAUGUCCCCUCAGUGAUCCCAGUGGUGGCCAUGAUGUCCCCAGCUGGUCCCAGUGGUGGCCACGAUGUCCCCAGGUGAUCCUGGCCACCAGUGAUGUCCCCUGGUGGUCACAGGGGUGGCCUCAAUGUCCCCAGCUGGUCCCAGACAUCGUGGCCUCAAUGUCCCCUGGUAAUUCCAGUGGUGGCCACGAUGUCCCCCAGGUGAUCCUGGCCCCCAGUUCUGUCACCUCAGUGAUCCCAGGGUGGCCUCAAUGUCCCCAAACUGGUCCCAGGGGUGGCCACGAUGUCCCCUCAGUGGUCCCAAUGGUGGCCAUGAUGUCCCCAAGCUGGUCCCAGACAUGGUGGCCAUAAUGUCCCCUGGUGAUCCCAGCCAUGGUGGCCAUGAUGUCCCCAGAUGAUUCUGGCCACCAGUGAUGUCCCCUCAGUGGUCCCAGGGUGGC
Molecule: messenger RNA, 1989 nt
Organism: Catharus ustulatus (Swainson's thrush)
Lineage: Eukaryota; Metazoa; Chordata; Aves; Passeriformes; Turdidae
Product: formin-like protein 5
Exons: 3
Coding region: 421-1374 (317 amino acids)
Source: RefSeq, a predicted model, not a curated record